Mobula hypostoma (lesser devil ray) is the source of this 7372-nucleotide messenger RNA. RefSeq names its product solute carrier family 35 member A5 (gene slc35a5). Gene Ontology annotation, cellular component: Golgi membrane. Bases 365 to 1630 code for a protein of 421 amino acids. Lineage: Eukaryota; Metazoa; Chordata; Chondrichthyes; Myliobatiformes; Myliobatidae. The transcript is spliced from 8 exons. Gene Ontology annotation, biological process: pyrimidine nucleotide-sugar transmembrane transport. Gene Ontology annotation, molecular function: pyrimidine nucleotide-sugar transmembrane transporter activity. The record is from RefSeq and is a predicted model, not a curated record.
GCCGCGACGGAAGCCGGGGUUGUUGCCAUGGGUCUCGCGGAAGGGUGCGAAGAACUGUUGUCUGAAAUCGGUGCGAAUCGAUCCGUUCAGGAGAUUUCGGGUGUGUUGGGCAGCGUGGACGAUCUUUAACUGCGCUCAGAGGCUAUUACCGCUGGAGUGAUUAGACAGAAGGCCUGCCGCCUGUGGACGGAAUGACAUCGUUUGGCUGCUGGUGAAGGAGGCCCCUGGCUCAGGCAACAUCUGUUUUAUGAGUAAGAAAUUUGAGCAAUGAGGUGAUAUAAGGACGAGUGCCAGUUACCAGAGAUUCCUUAAAUUUUCUUAAAAGAUCAUCAGUUUACACAGUGACAAAAGACCAGAGUUGGAGAUGGGAACCAAAUGUUGUGCUUUCUCAUGUUCCCGCUCACUGGGGUAUACACUGAUGCUGGGUGCAUUGUAUGUCAUCCUCGGCUGCAGUCGGAUUCUCCUAAUGAAGUUUUCUGCCAAUGAUGAGAAUAAGUACAACUACCUACCAGCCACAGUGAAUGUAUGUGCAGAGACUGUAAAACUGGUAUUUUGUUGCAUUCUAGCACUACGAGUUAUAAUACAAGAGGGUCGGACUUGCCAGGAUUUAAAAUGUUCCUCUUGGCGCAGUGUUUUUCAACUUAUGAAAUGGUCUGUUCCAGCACUUCUCUACUUUGUGGAUAAUUUAAUUAUCUUCUAUGUGUUGGUCUACCUCCAGCCGGCAAUGGCAGUUUUGUUUUCGAAUUUUGUUAUUAUCACAACUGCUCUUCUGUUCAGAGUUGUUCUCAAGCGGCGCCUGUCCUCAGUGCAAUGGGCAUCACUGGUGAUUUUAUUCCUUUCCAUUGUGGCUCUUGUAUCAGGGACUGGAAAAGCACAAGACAGUGUAUCCAGGCACAUUUCGAAUCAUUACGUGCACUCCACUGCAUCAGAUAGCUGCUUCCCACUUGGGACAUCUCAGAUUAAAAAUGCACAACACCAGCUGAUCCAUCCCACAGCAACUCCAAAAUGGGAUACUAAUUCAUUCAAAGAACUUAACCUUGGUUUUGGCCACCUUUUUAUAAUUAUACAGUGUUUUGUUUCUUCAAUGGCUAAUAUUUAUAAUGAAAAAAUGCUGAAAGAAGGAGAUCAACUGACUGAAAGUAUUUUUAUUCAAAAUAGUAAACUGUACUUUUUUGGUGUUAUAUUCAAUGGAUUGAUAUUACUACUUCAAUCUGAAUCCCGUACCCACAUCCGAAAUUGUGGAUUUUUCUACGGACACAAUGUGUUUUCUGUGGCUUUAAUCUUUACUACAGCUGCCUUUGGACUAUCUGUGGCUUUUAUCCUGAAAUUCAGGGACAAUAUGUUUCAUGUCCUCACAGCCCAAAUAAUAACUGUUAUCAUUACUACAGUAUCCAUCUUUGAAUUUGAUUUUAAACCUUCACUGACUUUUUUGUUAGAAGUUCCUGUGGUAUUCCUGGCAAUAUUUAUCUACAAUUCCAGCAGGAUAAAGGAUCCAGUGUAUACGCUACAACAAGAGAGACUAAAGGUUAUAAAUGGUGAAAUUCUAGAACGUUCCAGUGGGGAUGGUGAGGAAUUGGAAAGAUUGACGAAACCAAACAAAGAUUCUGAAACAGAAGAAGAUUCCUUCUAGAAUAUCAAAUAAAACAAUGUAUUUGCUUCAUAAAUGAAUGAUCCUCAUGGGAUGUGUAUUAGGUACCUAAUUUCUUUGAUACGUCUGUUGUUCAGGAAAUGUGAUCCAUACCUCAUUUGCACUGGAGUUUAUUUUAAAAGUACUAAGAAUUCAUAUGGAUUUCACAUCAACAUUCCCAGCCUGGGUAGGAAAUAACACAGGAAUGACUAGUUUCCAGCUUGUCUGCUGGUUAGACUAACUAGGAAAACUAUAUGAUGAACUUGCAUUGACCUUAAUUUUGCGGAAGGAACAAUGUUGCUUAUUAUGCUUGUAACUGAUAUUGUUGGCAAUUGUAUGACAUCCUCUACACAAGCAAUCUGUGACGUGUGAGAAUAGGAAAAGCUAGGGAGUGUCACCUUAAUAAAUCAGACUGAACCUUGCUGAAAUAUACAGUGAAGGUCACUGGUCGGGAGCUUCAGAACUGAUGGGAGUAUAUAACAUCUGGGGAAAUUUAACUGUUAAUAACUUAGCUCUGUUCCCAGGAGGUAGAUUGAGAAGAAUUUUACAGGCUUUACCACAGGCUUUCAGCAGUUCCACCAAACAAGGAAGUCUUUAGAGAAAUUGUAAGUGCCUUUACACUAUUGCUUGUGGGAAGAAAGAUAAGAGAUGAUUUCUUUUGUCCUAACCCCCAAUUCUGUUCUCGGUGAUUAGACAACCUAUUUUCCAGUGAAGGCAAGCCAGUUAAUUUGACUGAUUUUGGGUAGGGAAUCUGACAAGUCCAAUAGAUAUGCUUUGGAGUUGGUCUUCAAAGCAUGCAAGGAACCACAACUACUAGGUCCAUUCCCUACCUCCAUUGCAAUACACAGUUUCAAAAACAAAAAUGGUUGCCGGAAUGAUCAAUGGAAAAUGUUUUAAUAAUUAAUUACUUUUUUAAAAAUUUCUGGUUUAAUUAGUUCGGCACGUCAUGAGUCCAGCGCUGUACAGUUCUGUGUUAAAUUUCCACCUAAGUUUAAAAUGUGAAUGAAUUCUUCAGAUUUGUAAACAAUUUCUCCAGCAAUAUUUAGUAAUUAAACUUAAUCACUAUUAGAUUUUCACUUAUACAUGCCCUUACCUCUUUCUGAUGUAUUUGAUAGCUUUUAAGGUAGAAAAGCUGUAGUUUUCUAGAGAUGCAACUAGCCAGGGGUUGGGGAUGAUGGUGGGAAUAUGCUCUCACUACCUAUUAUAUUCUCCUGGUGACAUGUGUCUCAAAUAACCUCUGACAAUCAAGUCCAGCUCCUGGCCUUCACGUGUGACUUAGUUACUAAGCCUGGAGGAACUGUUUCUACUGACAAGAGAAGGGGAAAAGGUGGUUACUGGGGCCUUAAAACCAGUUCUUUGGGCAGAUAGGGCUAAUCAGUUGUGGUUGGCAGCUCACCUAGGAGAAAGAAAACUGAUCUCAAACCUCUGCUGCCUUACAGCUAUACCCACUCAUGGGGCAGGCUUUAGAAGUAAACCCUAAGGAAAAUUCAGGAGCUGGAGUUCCUAAGGCAUUGAACUCAACAUUGGCUGGCAAUUCCCGUGAUGCCACUAGUGCCUAACUGUGUCAGUCUCUGCCACUCAUUUGGAUUCAUCACCUGCAUGGAGAGGGGUGGGGGUGGGGUGACUGUUGCAUGGGUAACAGCUUACUUUCCAUAUUGUACUGCCCUGGGUUGCGUUUUGACUACAUAGAUAGCUGGGAUGUUAUAUUCAUGGCCAAUCCCAACAAAUGGAUGCUUCACAGUAUAAUAUUUGGGUAAAAUUUGUGCAGGUCCAAGACACCUUGGAAAGGAACAUGCUGUUAUCCUUGCAUGUUACAGACAAGUAUACAGGUGAUUCUGUCUGAUGGAACCUGCAUAGUAUUUUAAUGCAAAAUCCAGGCCCCUACUUGUGUUCUCUUAGAACUACAGUUAAUCCAGCACAUAAAGUUAAUAGUAUUUCAAUUCAAUUCAUGAUUUAUUUACUUGCAAAUGAAUCCAUGAUCAAUAAAAAUUGAACUUUACAUGGUAAGCAAAUACUUUUCUGGAAUUUAUGCUAAGAAUUAACCUUAAGGAAUUAAACUGAGGAUUGUAAAAAAAAAAGUAGAAGUAACUUGAUUUUUAAGAAAAACAUGCAAACAGUCUUUAUUGUGUAUAGUCUAAAAUUAUUGCUCUUUAAGAAAAUACAGAGUGCUUUGAAUACCUUGCUAUAGAUGUUUUUAAUUAGUAUAAUUGUACUUAAUGUCUGAUACUAUGAGUUGAUGCAAAUGCUUCAUAUUGCAGACUUAAUAAAUAUGGCCAUUAACUUCUAGCCUUAGUCCAAUGAAAUCAUGUUACAAACAUUAGUAAUGUAGUAACUGAUGAAUCCAAAGCUUUUAAGUAUAAUAACUUCUAUAGUGCCUAUCAUUAACUGGGAAAGUCUAGAGACUUUACAACACUGAACUUUUUUCUUCAAUUCUAAUUUCUGUUGUAAUGUGUAACCAGAUUACUUGAUGUUAUGAUAUUGAGAAGGACAAAGAUAAUAACUUACCUACACUUAAUUGUAAUAGUGCUAUAGGAUGUGUCAUCCAGAAAACAUCGCUUCCGACACUGUAACAGUGCAAUAACAACCCAGAUACUUUGAACCUUCUGACUUUAGAAUAGCACUGACUAGUUGAUGCCAUCUUGAACCAUGACUGUAAAUUCUUUACAAAGAUUAAUACAGACAUCUUUUGUGGAUUGAGAAAGUGAUGAGCCACAGUUCCCUGCUAGCAGCAAACAGCUCACACUCACACUUCAAAAUGGUAAACUUUGAGGAAUCUCUCUGUUUCGAUUUGCUGCUGUGACCCAGGCCACUUUGAGGUAAUAUGAAUCAGCACGAUCCAAAUACUUUCAUGUGCAGUGGAUGGUGUAGAAUGAGACAUGACUGUGAAACACGUGGGGAUAAGGUGUUGACAGUUAGCUAGGGCAUACUGCUUAGGGUAGCCAGCUGUCAAACCUAUCUAAACAUUCUCUGAUUUUUGGCUUUUAGAAACAUUCACAUAGCUAUUAAUAAUGAAUCAAGCAAAAUAUUUUAAACAAUCAAACUCAAAGCAUCCAAGAACACAUCAAAUGCUAAAAUCCACUACAUGCAAAGUAAUGUAAAUUAUUUCAUACCUUACUUCCUACUAGCAGGCCCUCUGGAUUCUAACUCGGCGCAGAGCCAGGCAGAUUCCCUGGUGUAACUGCUGGAGAGCUGCUGCAACUUUGUGCUCUGCUGCUGUAUCCCAUUUAAAAAAUCUAACAUCAGAACACUGACUGGAAGUUGCUUCAGCUUUUUAUUUCACAUCAUGCGAGCAUGUAUUUUAAAGAGGUGAGAGACCUGAGAGGAAUGCAAUGGGAAUGAAGCGGUCCAUGCCUACAUUCAGCAUCAGAAAGAUGAUAUCUUAGCAUAGCCUGAUAAAUAUAAGUAACAUUUGUGCCACAAGAUUGCUAAGUAACAACCAUCUCCAACAAGGGGAGAUCUAACCACCUACCUUUAAUAUUCAACGGCAUUACCAUGGCCACCAUAAAUAUCCUGAGGGUCACCAUUUGAUCAGAAGCUCAACCCAAGUUGGAGGAUAAGUAUCCUGUAGCAAAUAAUAUACACCUUACCACCAUUUGCAAGGUAUAGGUGAACUGUGAACUUAAUCCAGAUAAGUGAAAUUCUUAACUUGGAAUUGUAUCGUCUGGGUCUAAAUCCUGGAACUCACUACCAAGAUCCUCAGUAGUACUUUCACUACAAGGUUUUUUAUGCUUGAAGAAGAUGGUUCACUGCUACCUUCUCAAGGUCAGAUUCUGAUGGCCAACAGUAUGGCUUGCAAUGCCCAGCUCUUCAGAGAUAAUUUUUGACAAUUCUGAACAAAAAUACUCUAGAUAAAGUAUGAUGCAAAAACAGGCAGUUGCCUAUUUAGGAAGCAAGAACAGAAAAGCAGAAAUAUUAAUUUGUGAAGUGAGAAAUCUACAUAUUCAUGUAUAAUAAUCAAAAGCUUAAUAUGCAAAUUCAGCUCUGUGUGUCCACAAUAUGCAAGAAUGAUAAAACCAUUCCCAUUCCCUUUUCCCUACUCCAAAUUGAAAAUCAUUACAAUGUAAAUAAAACCAAUAUAAUUCAUUAUCCAGGAUACCUUUAUCUCUUUUAUUCCAGAGGAUUAACCUUGUUGAUAAUUCAUAGCAUGAACAUUUUAUCAAAUACCUUUUAGAGUCCUAAAAUUUUAGAAUGCACUACAUCAAUGGAAUCUGUGAUCUUUUAUUACAUCAUUUUAAAAGAAGAAUAGCUGAACACAGCUUGUCUUUUACAAAUCCAUGCUGGUUUCCACCAAUUAUAUUUAUUCAAUGUUUAUGUUCGGUAGUCCUUUUUAGAAGUUUCCCUAUCACAGGGGUUAAGCUGAUUAGAUGGCAGUGGCUGAGUUAUCCUUAUGUAGUUAGACAGGCACAUGAACAAGCAAGGAUGUGCAGGCAGAAGGGAUUAGUUUAAAUUGGCAUCUUGGUGAGCUGAAGGGCCUGUCUCUGUGCCAUACUAUUCUCUGGUCUCUGUACCUUUGUGAAUAAAAAGCUAAUAGUUGGAAUUUUGGAAUCCUCCAAUCUUUUAAUUCUACCCCUAUUCAGAGAUGAUUAAAAGUUACUGGCAGAUUUCCAUCCUGACAUUUACUUGGUAAUCUGGAAUGCAUCCUAGCCAGAUCUGGUGGCUUACAUUCAGGUAGCUUUUUCAGUAUCUUUUAACCAACUUUUAGUUUUAUCUAACAUCUCAUUUGUCAUUUCCUGUGUCUAUUACCUUCUUUCUAUUUGCUACUGUGAACUUUCUGUACCUAUCCUAGUUCCUGUUUAUUAUCAAACUGACAUAGAACAUAAAACAAUACAGCACAGUACAGACCCUUCGGCCCACAAUGUGCCAACCUUUUAACCUACUCCCAAAUCAAUCUAACCCUAUUCUAUCUCCUUGUUUCACAUAUUUUCACCUUCAUCCAGUGAAGCGUGCCUUUGGCUGAUCUAGUUUACCUCUGCUAGGUAUUACCUAGAUUUUAAAAAUGCACUUCCACUUUGAGUGUGCUUUUGUAUUGCUUUCCAACCUUAGAUACAGUUUACCUCAGCUGCUAUGUUUUCAUCCAUUAAAAUUGCCCUUCUUUUAACUUGGGAAUGAUAUUGUUUUGGUUGUAUUUUUUACAUUUGACAUAAUUCUGAUAAAACAAUAAUGAUUCCUAACUAUUACUUCUACUGACAUUUGGUCCACAUGAUCAGAUCCAGAUCCAGCACCUCUCCCUUCCCUUUUAGGGCAGUUACAUACUGAUUAAUUGUCAUGAAUGUGUUUAAGAAAUCUUUACCUCUCAGCUCUUUAUAAUCUCAGUCUCUAUUACGUCCCUCAACAACUUCCACACAAAUUUGUCCAUCUAUAUCCUUCCUAGUAGUUGGUGGCCUAUAGGAAACACUAAGCAAAAUAAUAACAUCUCUAUUGUUUAUUAACGCUAACUGGAUUCUGCUAAACAUCCCUCAAGAAUAUCAAAACCCCUCCAGCAUUGAAAUAUUCUUCAUACAGUGAUCCCCAUUCAUCUCCUUUUUUCCCAUCUUUUCUGGACACUUUGACACUUUGCGGUGACUAGUGGGGUACCGCAAGGCUCAGUGCUGGGACCCCAGUUGUUUACAAUAUAUAUUAAUGACUUGGAUGAGGGAAUUAAAUGCAGCAUCUCCAAGUUUGCGGAUGACACGAAGCUGGGUGGCAGUGUUAGCAGUGAGGAGGAUGCUAAGAGGAUGCAGGGUGACUUGGAUAGGUUGGGUGAGU